Molecule: messenger RNA, 246 nt
Organism: Closterium sp. Yama58-4
Lineage: Eukaryota; Viridiplantae; Streptophyta; Zygnematophyceae; Desmidiales; Closteriaceae
Source: the annotation of a GenBank genome assembly
AUGGGGGCGGCGGGCGUGCAGGCGGACGUGCCGUGCUGGCAGGCCCGUCUGCGCUGCCUGGGGGCUCUCAGCCGCGUCGCAGGCGCGUCGCACGCGCUGCUGGCAGAGGCGGCAGCAGCGGGCACGGCCAUGGAGCGCCACCCCGACCUGCUGCGUGCACUGCUGAGGGAGUGCCAGCGGGCCAAUGACAGUGACGGGGCAGCCUUUGUGCGCAACAUGCUCGCCAUGUCCCAGCGACACUCUUAG